Cylindrotheca closterium is the source of this 1353-nucleotide messenger RNA. The record is from the annotation of a GenBank genome assembly. NCBI's taxonomy places the organism in Eukaryota, Bacillariophyta, Bacillariophyceae, Bacillariales, Bacillariaceae.
AUGACAUUAAGAGUAAGGCCACGCGUCUUGUAUUGGAGCCUAUUCAGCUGGAUGGCAAUCACCGGUGGGCGAUUCCUUGCUCCCUUUCUUGAACACGAAUCCGAAAUGACUGAUUCCAACAUCGGCUUCAUUCUGGGGAUCCAGUAUGCGAUUCUCAGUGUCCUAGCACCUUAUUACGGUAAGUAUGCAGAUGCUCAGGAACGGAAGUAUCCGAAUUAUGGAAGGGGGAAAGUGUUGGCGGUUGGGAUAAUCUUCGGAACCAUCUCCUUUCUGAUGCAUGGAAUCAAUGCUUUUUGGGAUCUGCCGAUCUUCGAAUCUUUAUAUUUUCAUUACGCUGUGCAGGUUCUAUAUGCUCUGAACUUUGCCAUCAUAAUUCCUGUGGUUGACGGCAUGACACUAGACUUCUUGCAGAAAGAACAGGGCGGAUCCUUGGACUACGGAAAGGAACGACUUCAUGGUGCUAUUGGUUGGGGAGUCACAAACAUGUUAUUAGGUCCUCUGAUUGACAAAUUUGGAUUUCCAGUAUACUAUCCAUGCUGUAUAGUCAGUGCAAUUUAUUGUAUUGGCAGUAUCUUUAUUUACUCGAAUGCCCAAGCACAAGCACAAGCACAAACCCUCAAGCAGAAAAACGACACUGAAUGCUCCGAUUCUAACGUUCCUCCACGAGCAUCUUACCUGCAGACCGAUUCUCUCACGGAACCCAACACUGGUGCAAUUCCUUCGAGUCUUAGCUUACUCUUGGGAGUCAUAAGUUCAUCAUAUGGGGCUGCAUUUGUUUUCUGUUACUUUUUCAUGACCCUGGGAUUUUCGGUGGUCGAAAACCUUGUGUUUCUUUUCUUUGAAUUCUUGGGUGGUUCCAACACGAUCUGUUCCAUCACUGUUGUCUUGACUGUGAUAUUCGAGGUUCCCAUAUUUCAGAUUGCACCUAAUCUCUUGCGGAAACAUGGAGUUGGAUGGGUGCUUUUGUUGGCAUGCAUCACGUUCUGGAUUCGCAUUGUUUGUUAUACAUUGAUUCCAGAAGGAUCGACGUGGAUGCUCUUGUUGAUAGAACCCCUACACGGCUUCACUUAUGCGGGAUCUCAAGUCGCAGCCGUGGAAUACGUGAACCGAAACAUGCCAUCAGGUUCAGAGGCUAGUGGUCAGGGGAUUGUCAAUCUCAUCCGUGGUAGUGCCAAUGUAAUUGGUCUUUGGUUAGGAGGAUUCUUACAGGAUGUCUUUGGACCUCGAGUAAUGUAUCGGGUGUUUGUGGCGGCCGUGACGGUCGGUAUAUCUGUAUUUGCAACAGUACGAUCAACCCAUCGACAACAAGAAGAGGGAUACCGCAUUGUUGCGGAGGUGAUUGAAAGUGCUUAA